Messenger RNA from Capsicum annuum, 1206 nucleotides. Its product is annotated as prostatic spermine-binding protein. The coding region runs from base 431 to 1000 and encodes 189 amino acids. The record is from RefSeq and is a predicted model, not a curated record. Lineage: Eukaryota; Viridiplantae; Streptophyta; Magnoliopsida; Solanales; Solanaceae. The transcript has 3 exons.
GCCCUACCAAACGACCCUUAAGGGAGAAAACGCUACCCGGACUGCCCGUAACGUCUGUAGAGAGAUUACGGGCAGCUUUCUCACUAACCACUUGGAAGAGUUACCUUCAUCAAAGCUUUAUUAUAUUUAUCCCUCAUCUCUAUUGAUCUGUAUUCUCCAUCGGACGGUCCAAAAUGAACGCUGCGUUUGAUCUUAGUUUCUCUACUAUAUAGCUCUCAAAACUCUCCGAUCUGCUUCACCGGAGCUCCGAUCUGUUUUCCGGUGAGUUUUCCGGCUCCGAUAAGCUGAAUUUUAUUAAUUUCAGCUUCUUCUUCUAGAAAAUUCCGUGGUUCAGAUCAUUCUUUAGCUAUUUUUCCUUUGCUUCCUGAGUUUCGGUUUUCCGGGAUCUGACGGUAGUUAUUGUAACUGGUAAUUGUACUGCACCGUACGGAUGGAGACAAGUACGAGAUUACUCAGUGUUGCCAUGAUUAGACAGAGGAUUCUAACUUGCGCUGGUGAAUCACUGCUAGUUUUAUUCGCUCACAUCUUCACUUCCACUCUCAUCCAGGGGUACUUGAAGCUACUAGAACAAAAGGCUAAAACGGGAGAAGAGCCUCUUGAUGCUGAGGAAGACGGAAAUGAAUCAGGGGACGAGGAUGGAGAUGGCGAUGGAGAUGAAGGCGAAGACCUCUCAUCGGAAGAUGUAGGAAAUGUGAGUAAUAAUCCAAACACCAAUGGAAGCAACUCCAAGAAACACAGCGGUGAAGGGGCAGGUGGUGCUGAAGAGAACGGUGAAGAUGAUGAUGAAGGUGGUGGUGAAGACGAUCCAGAUGACCAAGAUGACGGUGAAGGUGAUGAAGAUGAUGAUGAUGAACCGGAUGAAGAUGAUGACGAGGAAGAAGGCGGCCCUGAAGGAGAGGAAGAAACUGUUGAAGAAGAGGACGAUGAAGAAGAGGAAGAGGAAGAGGAAGAAGAUGAGGAUGAAGAAGCAAUUCAGCCACCAAAGAAGAGGAAGAAGUAAAUUAUCCCAUAACAGGCUAAAUCUCCUUCACACACACGUGUGUGAAUCACUAUGAGGUCUCUUCUGUUAGACACUCUACUUUGUUAUCUUAAUGCACCAUUAGAGUACUUAAAAACGUAUUCUAAGGCUCAGUAACUGAAGUAAGAAACGUAUUCAGCCACAAACAGAAAGAUAUGAAAUUGAGGCAAUCUCCAGUUUGCAUGAAA